Messenger RNA from Amoebophrya sp. A25, 2067 nucleotides. The record is from the annotation of a GenBank genome assembly. Lineage: Eukaryota; Dinophyceae; Syndiniales; Amoebophryaceae.
AGGGAGUGUGAUUGACCUUUUGGUGUGUUGAAAGUAUUGAUUCAGCUUAUGUUAUUGCAUGUCCACUUCUCUUUCAACAUGACGAAACGACAGUCGUUAUGGUAGUAGGAUAAGUGGAAGUGGAUAAACCUUGUUUGAUGGCCUCGUGUAGAUGAUAUCAUAGCUGUAAGAAAAGAACAUGCGCGUGGGGUGCCUCUACCCUUAGAGGACGCUCGAACAGUGCUCUUCGCGCGGCCUGGGAAGGGACGGCGUCAUCUGCCAAAUUACAAAACGUUAGCAGUAGCGACACAUCAGAAACUAAUCCCUAGCGACACUUCCUGAAAAGCGACCACGACGCGCCAAGUAGUUCUACUUCGUUUCACCCAGAAAAGAAACCACUGUAGAUCAAUCGUUGUACUAGCAACUACUACAACUUUCGCCGAGUAACUUCACAAACAAAAGCCAGUACAUCACAACUCCUUCUAGAUCUUCCAGCACAUCACGUUAUAUUAUACGAUGGAUAAGACGCAAGGUGGUCAAGAUUCUGACGCAGACGAUGAUCCUCGCAUGAGCGUACGAAUCAAGCUCGAAAAAGCGCUCUCUUAUGAGGCAAACGAACCGGAGGCGAAACUGCUUGUACAACUUCUCGUGCUACAAUUUCACUUUCCACCAGUUCUAGAAGAAUUAUGUUUUUGCUGGACCACAAGAACACAGACUGUUGAGCCGCGUGUAGUUUCUCGGUGAGAAGCACUGAGCUUGGUGCAAUUUGAACUCACAGCCUGAGACUAAUGGUCUCUGGCUGGUUUGACUUUGAUCCCUGUGGGUUUUCAUUGGGGUUGCAUUGGGAUGCCACGAUGGGGGGAGUUUCAUGCGCUUCAUAUGGAUACGCUUCGAGCUUAUCAAUAUUAACUUUGCACGAUCAACCUACACCAGUACUUAUCUGGAUCUGACUGACCUUAGAUAGGCGGACAUGCAUCAGAUCACAUCCUGCGAGACCUAGCACGAGACCGAGAGUACCCCGCGACGGUUCUUGAUGCACUUUGAACUGGUCAGAACUGACAGGACGGCACGGACCUGGUUACAGCUAUGGACAUUCGUUAGCUCUGCUACGUGAAUACGUUGAAGGCCCUUCGUCUGUUGAUCGUCGACCUUGGAACCAUAUGCGUUGAGGUCUGUUAGUUUCCUUGAGAUCUUUCCGGUGGUGCUUUGUCCUUGACAUUGACUGUUCUGAGAGACUUGAAACAACAAACGAGAGAGAGAAGGGAGAAGCCGCCGACACCCGCGCCAACUAAGGCCAACGCGUUGAAAAUGGUGCCGGUGGGUACCUUGUUCGCCUGGCGAUCUUGGUCAUUUCGUUGAUCUUUAUCCUUUGGAUCUUGGUGGAUCUUUGUGGCAUUUCCAGGAUUCAGAUCAUGACCAACAGUUUUGCAUUAUUUUUAUAACAACAUCAUCUUCAGGAUCAUCGCAGUCAUAUCAGAACCUCAAAUCCUCUUACAACAGGAAGGAAAAGAGAAGCAGCUAAAGACAGCGAAGCAGCUCGCGAGCGAAAUUGAGGAGGUGCUGUAUAACAAAUUGAAGGAGAAGCGGGAUUAUGCGCACCAGAGUCGAUCCAUCCUAACGAAUUUGCGAGAUGCAGAAAAUAGGGAUUUUAAGCGCAGCGUCCGCGUGGGAUUUUUUCAACCAGAACAAAUGGCGACGCUGACAACAAAUGACAUGGCCAGUGAUGAGAAGAGAGUAGACACCAUGGAAGGAAUCGAGCUAUACUACGAUAAGAAGCGACCGGAGGUACUGAAAUUUAACAAAGUUUUGGCACGCUUCUUCUUCGCUAUCAAUUGUCCUCUCAUUGUUUCACAGAUUGGCGUUAAUCUUGAGUUCAUUUUCAACAGAGUAAGAAAGGCAAGGAACUACAACACCUACCUCGCCAACCACCUCCGUUUACAGAAAAGUUCCACGUUUGCAUGCGGAAAGUGUGGCAGUAAGCACUUGACGUAUUAUCAGCUUCAGACGCACUCUUCCGAUGAACCGAUGACAACAUUUGUUACCUGUAUGACAUGCAAUAAUCGAUGUAAAUUCAGCGAAAUGUUAUGA